GAAACUAAAUAGAGAGGGAGGAGGUCCCACUUUUCGCCGAGUAUUACAUGGAGAGAAAGUGAGAGAUUUCACUUUAAGUCUCCAAACAGCUCCCCUUCGAAGGCGCGGCGGUUUGCUGUCGGGAUCGCGACAAACAGAAAGCGAACAGAGCUGCCCUGUGUCGAGAUCAAGGAGAGAUUCAGGGGAAGUUUUCAGAGGAAAGGGGACUGCGCCGGACACUAGCGAGCGGAGGUCUGCUGUUGGGACGCACAGGGAGAGAGCGGGGGAAACAGAGACGGCUCUGUUGUGCGGAUUUUAAUGAAAUACAGCAGCUGUCGGACACACGCCUGCAACCUCUACCUACCCCGAGUUAGAUGCGUUUGACUUUAAGAUGCGGAGCGACCCCAUACUGUUCGCCUCGAGGGCGAUGGAGGAGUUGUUGGCAGAGUUGCGGGUCUUUCUGGAGUUGUUGGACAGAGAGUAUUUAACUGCUGGAGUGAGAGAGAAGAAACAGCAAAUAUUAAACAUCCUGCACAGAGUACUAGCAAGUAGAGAGCCCUCAUGUAAGACAGAGAUACACACCUCUCUCCCGGCUCCUCCUCAGAUGCCCCUACCAGAGAUUCCUCACCCCUGGAUGCCUCCAGACAAUGGGCCUCCUCCUUUGCCAAGCUCCUCUCUUCCUGAAGGAUAUUAUGAGGAAGCCGUUCCGCUGGGUCCUGGGAAAGCACCAGAGUACAUUACCUCUAAUUAUGACUCUGAUGCCAUGAGCAGUUCGUAUGAGUCAUACGAUGAGGAAGAGGAGGAUGGGAAGGGGCAGAAGAUGCGUCAUCAGUGGCCAUCUGAGGAGGCCUCCAUGGACCUGGUGAAAGACGCACGUAUCUGUGCGUUCCUGUUGCGAAAGAAACGCUUUGGACAAUGGACCAAACUGCUCUGUGUCAUAAAGGACAACAAACUGUUGUGCUACAAGUCCUCCAAAGACCAGACUCCACAGAUGGAGCUCCUCCUGUCUGGCUGCAGUAUCACACACAUUCCCAAAGACGGCAAGAAAAAGAAGCAUGAACUGAAGAUCGUCCAUCAGGGAGCUGAUGCUUUGGUGCUUGCCGUACAGAGCAAAGAACAGGCCGAAGAGUGGCUAAAGGUGAUGAAGGAAGUCUGCUCUAAUGGAAAUGGAGUGAUGGACUGUGAUGGAGCUGGCUCUGGUUCCCCUGUUCACAAAGCAGAGCUGGAGAAGAAGCUGUCCUGCGAUCGUCCCAGUUCAGAUGGAGAGCCUUGUCAUGAAAAUGGCAUCUCAGAUGGCAAAGAUCCAUCCAAAGGCAAGAAGAACUCUAAAUCAGAGCAGAAAGGCACCGUGGGACGUGUGACUGGAAAGAAAAUCACUAAAAUCAUAAGCCUGGGCAAGAAAAAACCAUCUACAGAUGAACAAACCUCAUCGGCAGAGGAGGAUGUCCCCACGUGUGGCUAUCUGAACGUGCUGUCCAAUAACCGCUGGAGAGAGCGCUGGUGCCAGCUAAAAGACAACCAGCUGUUGCUGCACAAGGACCGGGCAGAUCUGAAGACACACAUGGCCUCUCUGCCGCUGCGGGGGUGUGAGGUCAUUCCAGGGCUGGACUCCAAACAUCCCUUUGCCUUCCGUCUGCUGCGCAAUGGACAGGAGGUGGCUGUUCUGGAGGCCGCCUCCUCUGAGAGUAUGGGAAGGUGGUUGGGGGUCUUGCUAGCCGAAACGGGCUCAACAACAGAUCCUGCUGCACUGCACUACGAUUACAUUGAUGUCGAAACCACUGCUAAUGUCAUUCAGCUGGCCAAGCAGUCGUUUUGUUUCACCAGUAAGCGUGCAGUUUCUCCAAACCCAUACCUGGAUAACCCAGUCAAUGGUUACGCCUGUCCCACAGGGGUCGCUCUGCAUUAUGAUGAUGUGCCCUGCAUCAAUGGAUCGGUACCAGAUGCGCACUACUCCUCCCCAGCUUCAGGGGACCGUCGUUGGAAUGAAGACUCUCAUUAUGAGAAUACAGAUCUUUAUGAAAACAUGCCCUCCCCCAAACUAGCAGCCCGCUACUCUCCCAAAUCCAUCCGCUCGCAGUCAUCUUCCACAGGGCAUUACAACACACCGCUCUCCACCAAAUCUCUGUCCUCUUCCUUCUCUCCCUCAGCUGCUAAUACUAACACUAACCAGCUCAAGGGAAAGAAAGGCCUGAUCACCAAUGGGUUCGCUGCAAAGCAGAAGUUGGACAAGAACCAGGCCAAAAAGGCCAAUGGAAUCAGCAGCACUGUUCCAGUGAAACGCAACAACUCUAGUGCGGAUCAGUAUAAGUACGGGAAAAACAGAGUGGAGGCAGAUGCAAAGAAACUCCAAGCGAAAGAGGACGAGCUGAUGAAGAGGAAGCAGGAGAUUCGAAACCGCCUGACCCAGCUGAAGAAAGACAGGAAGGACCUCCGCACUGCUAUAGAGAACAACACAGGUAAGCGCUCACAGGCAUCUUUGACAGAGAGACUUAAGAAAGUGGAGGAUGAAUGCAAAUCAAAAGAGGAAGAACGAGUCAAUCUGGAACUGGAGCUGACGGAGGUGAAGGAGAGUCUGAAGAAAGCCUUGAAUGGAGGCGUCACCCUGGGCCUGACCAUUGAACCCAAAACGGGCAGCUCCAGCCCACAGUCUCCAGUGCUAAUGAGGCGAACAGUGGACAACUCACCCAUUUCCAGCUGUGACACCAGUGACACUGAGACCUGCUCUCUACCAGUCAACAGUGCAUCUCUGUUGCGGCGUCAGACACAACAGAAAGCCUCACCUGUGCGAGGACACGUCCUCAGGAAAGCCAAGGAAUGGGAGAUGAAGUCUGGCACAUAAGUUCUUUUCCGCCAACUUUUCAUUUUUCGCUAUAUCUAUUUAUUUAAUUUUCUCCAUGUAUGAGUGUUGUUGAAAUUUAAUUGACUGAACCAUAGACACAAUAUUUUCCAGAAUUGAUUCUGGAAGACUUUGGCUGAGUCCGGUGCCCGGUGCUGAAUAUCAUUAUAGCACUAUCCCUGGAUCAUGAUCUGACUAAAGUGACUUACUAAUGAGGAUAUCUCAAGGAAUUUGUCAAAUAGAGGCCAACAGUAAUGUCACAAAACCAAAUUUAUAUACACUACCAUUCAAUAAUUUGGGGUCAGUAUAAUUUUUAGGGGGGAAUUGAUACUUUUGUUUAGCAAGGAUGCAUGAAAUUGAUCUAAAGUGACAGCAAAUUAAUGUUGUUCUUUUGAGCUUUGUUCAUUCCACCCCAGAAUGAACAUUUUGUCAUUAAUCACUUACCCCACGUCGUUCCAA
This is a messenger RNA of Carassius auratus (goldfish), 3274 nucleotides long. RefSeq names its product actin filament-associated protein 1-like. Lineage: Eukaryota; Metazoa; Chordata; Actinopteri; Cypriniformes; Cyprinidae. The transcript has 18 exons. Gene Ontology annotation, molecular function: SH3 domain binding; SH2 domain binding. Gene Ontology annotation, cellular component: cytosol. The coding region runs from base 371 to 2818 and encodes 815 amino acids. The record is from RefSeq and is a predicted model, not a curated record.